This is a messenger RNA of Colletotrichum godetiae, 1320 nucleotides long. Its product is annotated as metallo-beta-lactamase superfamily protein. The record is from RefSeq and is a predicted model, not a curated record. Bases 302 to 1213 code for a protein of 303 amino acids. The transcript has a single exon. NCBI's taxonomy places the organism in Eukaryota, Fungi, Ascomycota, Sordariomycetes, Glomerellales, Glomerellaceae.
GCUCUUCGAUACCAAUUCUGUCGUUAAUCCGUUACUUGCUCGCGGAAACUAUGUCUUGCUAGAUGACCCAUCCUGGUUUAGAGCCGGGAUUGAAUGGGUCUUGCGCCGACCGGCAUUCGGUACGAGUGGGAUCUCGGCACACAAAGGCGCAGGGCAUCCAACUUACGAAUCUGAAGGUUCGAAUCUCAAAGUCAAACAUCGAGACAAAACCGCUUGAUUAAAGUGCUGACGACUCAAUCGAUCCUUUCGACAGAUCUUCUGUACAUCAAAUUUGUAACUCAAAUCAAUCACAACCUACAACAUGAGUACAGACGCACAAAAGAGGGUCAGUCUGACCUUCCUCUCAACCGGCUCAGUCCGCAUCAAACUCCCCAUGAAAAGCCAGCCCGUGAAAUCCUACCUCGACCAAUUCGUCACCCUCCGCCGCUUCCGCUGCAUCGCAAACCGCCAAUGGACAGAACCCCUCCCUAUCGGCGUCUUCCUCAUCGCCCACCCAGACGGGCCGAUCCUCUUCGACACGGGCGAGUCACCCUGCUUCAACGACCCAGGCUACCUCCCCUACCUGUCCCCAACGAAGAUGUUCAGCAGCGUGGACAUCAAGCCGGAAGACGGUAUCGUCAAGCAGUUGCAGCGGCUUGGUGUAGAGCCGAGUGAUUUGCAGGCCAUCGUGCUGUCACAUCUCCACGGCGAUCAUGCGGGCGGGUUGAAGGCCCUGAAGGAGGCCGCACCGGAUGUUCCUGUGUUUGUGAGCAAGGAGCAUUGGGCUGCGUUUGGGAAUAGUCCCAUGACCGCGACGCUCGCGGGAUGUGUACCGCAGCACUGGCCGAAAGGUUUCCAACCAACACUCGUGGACUUUUCGGCCGGUGCGGUGGGGCCGUGGGAGACGACUGGUCGGAUCACAGCUGAUGGGAAGGUUGUGGCGGUGCAUACACCCGGCCAUGUCCCCGGUCACAUUUCGCUUGUUGUGUAUGGCAAUAACGAAGACGGGACCACUUCGACCUAUUGCUUGCUUGGAGACGCGAGCUACGGCAUAGAUCUGCUGGAUAAGGAAGAACCGGAUGGAAUCAACGACGAUCCCAUGUCGGCAUUAGACAGCUUGCGGAAGAUCAAGGCGUUUGCGAAACAGAGUGAUGUGGUUGUUCUUCCAAGUCAUGAUCCCGAUACCCCGCGCUUGCUGAAAGAGCGCGUUCUGUACAAGCCGCAGGACAUCUGAGGGUCUGAAAGUAUGGAUGGGCAAAUAGUUACUAUCUUUAAUCGAAGGAUGUUUUAAUAUAGGCUCACUGCAGCAAGAGUCAUAGGCAAUGGGUGAGUCUAGUCAUU